AUGAGCGACGUCAAAGAAGAGGUCACGAUGCAUAAGGAAACCAGACCCGCCUCCAUCAAAUUCCCGAUGCUAACAUCAUCCAAUUACACCGUCUGGUCUAUGAGGAUGAAGAUUGUGCUCAAGGUCACUCUAGUCCUACAAGUUGGCGACAUAGAAACAUCAAAAGCGGUUUGGGAUGCGAUAAAGGCAAGACAUAUUAGAGCUGAAAGAGUCAAGGAAGCUAGGUUACAAACCAUAAUGGCAGAAUUUGAUAGACUCAAGAUGAAAGACGAAGAUUCAAUUGACACUUUUGUUGGUAAACUCUCUGAGAUCUCAUCAAAAUCUGCAUCGCUAGGUGAGAUAAUUGAAGAACCUAAGCUGGUGAAAAAAUUCCUAAAAAGCUUGCCAAGGAAGAAAUACAUUCAUAUUGUUGCCUCCCUUGAACAAGUCUUGGACCUUAACACAACUAGCUUCGAAGACAUAGUUGGACGAUUGAAAGCUUAUGAAGAGAGGGUCACUGAAGAAGAAGAAGAUGACUCUCAUGAUGACCACAGAAAACUUAUGUAUGCUGAUACGAAUUAA
Brassica oleracea var. oleracea is the source of this 561-nucleotide messenger RNA. RefSeq lists its product as uncharacterized. The transcript is spliced from 2 exons. Bases 1 to 561 code for a protein of 186 amino acids. The record is from RefSeq and is a predicted model, not a curated record. NCBI's taxonomy places the organism in Eukaryota, Viridiplantae, Streptophyta, Magnoliopsida, Brassicales, Brassicaceae.